Messenger RNA from Pochonia chlamydosporia 170, 1776 nucleotides. Its product is annotated as cytochrome P450 oxidoreductase. Gene Ontology annotation, molecular function: iron ion binding; oxidoreductase activity, acting on paired donors, with incorporation or reduction of molecular oxygen; monooxygenase activity. The transcript has 3 exons. NCBI's taxonomy places the organism in Eukaryota, Fungi, Ascomycota, Sordariomycetes, Hypocreales, Clavicipitaceae. The record is from RefSeq and is a predicted model, not a curated record. The coding region runs from base 1 to 1776 and encodes 591 amino acids.
AUGGAAAAUCGGACAUUCUUUCAGCGACCUCGCUAUAGCGACUGCUCUUCAGCUUUACAAACUCUCAUAAAUCCCAAGAUGUAUCCCGUGUACAUCGGAGUUAUUACUUUGGUUGUUCUGCUCCUCUGGGCUGUACUUCGCGCCUAUCCCACACCGUAUCCCGGAAUUCCCUACAACAAGCAUUCAGUUAAACGUAUUCUCGGCGACGUCCCCGAUAUCGUCAACCAUAUCAAUUCUGGCCAGGAUCCAGCGAGUUUCUGCAUUACACAAUGUCACAAACUAAACUCUCCCAUCAUUCAACUCUUCUUGCGCCCGUUUUCACGCCCCUUCAUCUUUCUAGACGAUGAUCGAGAAGUCGAGAACAUAAUGGCCCAUCGCACAAAGGAAUUCGAUCGCGCUCCCUCCACAAUCGGUGUUUACAAACCAUUUUUCCGGCAUUCGAGCAUUUUGAAACAAACGACGCCGGAAUGGAGGGCGCAGCGACACCUCUGGGCCGAUACCAUGAGUACAGACUUCUUACAUCGUGUCGCCGGGCCGAAAAUGCACAAAUAUGCAAUGCAGUUGGUGAACUUGCUGAAAACAAGAGCAACCAUUGCGGAUGGCCGGCCGUUUUCCAUUGCAGAAGAUUUUGACCUGGCUACUUUUGACAUUAUAUGGGCUUCUGUGCUUGGAUCAGACUUGAACGGCGUUCAGAAUGAGCACUUGGCCAUUACAGAAGGGGCACACAGGGUCCAACAGGCAAAGUCUAAGAAUACGCUGGCCGUAAUGCCAGAAGUUGAGCGCGGGCCAAUGUUUCGCGCUGCCGAAUUCUUUAACCGAACCGUAGAGCGGACAUUAUCGUCACCGUUGCCGACGCUGUAUCAUUGGAUAUGGCGCUGCCUCCCAACAUACAAGAAGCACUGGGCGGUUAAGGAGCAGAUCAUGAAUGAUCUUAUUCGUAAUGCUCGACACCGAUUCGCAUAUCUCUCGGAGAAACAACUGCUGGUAGAUGAUGAUACUUGCGCAAUGGACUUGGUGCUCCGUAGGGAGUCACUUGCCGUUCAAAAAUCGGCCACGUCUCGUGUACAUACUGCUCCUCCAACUACGAGAGAGAUUCAUGACGAACUCUUCAUGUUUCUGAUUGCUGGCCACGAGACAACGUCAACGACAUUAACAUGGUCUGCCAAAUUCCUCACCAACAGCCCGUACGCACAAGAAAGGCUCCGGGAUGAAAUCUACGCCGCUUUCCCUGACGCAUCCCCUGCCAAUCCUCCUACUGUUGACGAAAUCAUGUCUGCAAAUAUCCCCUACAUGGAUGCUACGUUGGAAGAAUGCACUCGACUUGCAAAUAUUAUGCCUCGUCUCGUACGAGUUGCUAUGGUCGACACAGAAGUUCUAGGAUACCUUGUCCCCAAGGGUGCUCACAUCAUGUGCAGCCCCUACGUGGGUGAAGCCCCGUUCGAUAUACCAGAGGUUCUACGGGCUCAAAAGUGCCAGGAGGCCAAGAACAACGUGGAAUCGAUUUGGCAUCCGGACAUGACCCAGUUUCGACCUGGGCGGUGGUUAGAUGAAGAGGGCAACUUCAAUCCCAAAGCCCUCAGGAGACUAGCAUUCAGUGCAGGCCCAAGAGCCUGUUUUGGCAAGAAGAUGGCGAUGCAGGAACUUCGAAUUGUAAUCUUCUUGCUAGUGUUGAACUUUAGGUUUGAAUCUAUUCCCGACAUUUAUAAUGGGUAUCAAGGGAGGACAAAAGCUCUGCGGGCUCCAAAGCAGGUGUAUGUGCGAUUGACCUCUCUUUGA